UCUCUUUUGUUUUGCGGCGACUCUCGUGCUCCGGAAAAAUACAUCUGACCCACCACCGCCACGCCCUAGAGCCGCCGCCGUGCCGCCGCGUAGCCUCACCGCCGGCGCCUCGCGCCCCCUCCGCUGCGCGCCUAUCGCGCGCGUCGCCAUCUCCGGCAGCUCCCAUCUACCCAACUUCAUCGCGCCCCUGCUCCGUCCGUCCGCAACCUUGGUUCAUGAGGUGACUGGUGUGCGUUCUUGGCAGCAGCUGGUUGCAGCAAUGGAUGACGGGGACCUCGAUUUCUCCAACCCGGAGGCGUACCUGUGCUCGGACACCGGCGCCGAUCUGCCCGGCGGCGGCUGCUCCAUGGACAGCUACUUCGACGGCAUCCUCAACGACACGGAGCACCUUGCCUGCACCCACACCCACACCUGCAACCCGCCCGUCGACGACAGUUCGCACACCCACACCUGCGUCCACGUCCACACCAAGAUCGUCUCGGCGUCGUCGGAUGGCGGCGCCGACUCCCCUGCCGAGAACAGCGGUGCCUCCAAGAAGCGGCCGUCUGGCAACCGCGCAGCCGUGAGGAAGUACCGGGAGAAGAAGAAGGCCCACACGGCGCUGCUGGAGGAAGAGGUGGUUCAGUUGAAGGCUCUGAACAAGCAGCUGCUGAAGAAGCUUCAGAAUCACGCGGCGCUUGAGGCCGAGGCUGCCAGGCUCCGCUGCCUGCUUGUUGAUAUCAGGGGGAGGAUCGAUGGGGAGAUUGGCACUUUCCCUUACCAGCGGCCUGUGAAGAACGUUGAUUUGGUUUCUGGUGUUGAUCAGGGGGGGUUUCUUGGCAGUGCCCAGGUUAUGAACUCGUGUGAUUUCAGAUGCAACGAUCAGAUGUACUGCAAUACAGGAAUGCAGAUGAGAACAAUGGGUGAUGAUGGUGCUAUGAGUGGUCAGGUAUUUGGGCAAGGCACUGGGGAUAUUGCAAACAUCCAAUGCAUAGGGGGUGUGAAAUCUGGAUUCACAAUGCCCCCAGGCUGUGGGGGUAUGGGGACAUUGCCUUCUGGCUGUUUACCCAGUUCUGAAAAGCAGUGAAGGAUUUCCAAGGUGCUGCGUGCCAUAUAUUCUCCUUGGCAGGUGCUAUCAAUCCUGUGGAUGGAAGAUUGUAUAAAUCGUUAGCUUCUAUCCGCCGUGUUUGGUCCGAACCGUCGCGCGUGUGUGAUUCUGUCGCCAAUGAUGCUUCUUCGACGGUGGCCUGAGGCGCUGAAACUUUAUUGGGUCUCGAGCUGUCAGGGCAUACUCCUUUUUUCCCUAGCUCUCAUUUCCAGUUUUGCUGGAGUUCGACAGCCUUGCUCCCAGUCCGAGGCGCACUCUCUCUGACAAAGAGUCGCCGAAUCCUAGUGAACCAUGAAUAACAAGAGAGUGGUCGUCCAUGUUGUGUGCCAGGAGGAUACAUGUUUGGUUUGGGUUAGACCCCAACGUUGGAUAUGAUGUAUGAGCCUUAUGUAUGCACAUUUUGCAUGGUAUUUCAGAGUAGAUGGUAUGUUGUCUUUUCAUGUCGUCAGUUUGAACACAUCGAUUCAGUUAUUAUUUGGACCUUUCA
Molecule: messenger RNA, 1574 nt
Organism: Triticum dicoccoides
Lineage: Eukaryota; Viridiplantae; Streptophyta; Magnoliopsida; Poales; Poaceae
Product: basic leucine zipper 19-like
Exons: 3
Coding region: 260-1066 (268 amino acids)
Biological process (GO): regulation of transcription by RNA polymerase II; DNA-templated transcription
Molecular function (GO): DNA-binding transcription factor activity, RNA polymerase II-specific; RNA polymerase II cis-regulatory region sequence-specific DNA binding
Source: RefSeq, a predicted model, not a curated record